Molecule: messenger RNA, 15944 nt
Organism: Corythoichthys intestinalis (scribbled pipefish)
Lineage: Eukaryota; Metazoa; Chordata; Actinopteri; Syngnathiformes; Syngnathidae
Product: ral guanine nucleotide dissociation stimulator-like
Exons: 18
Coding region: 8264-10747 (827 amino acids)
Biological process (GO): positive regulation of GTPase activity; Ras protein signal transduction
Cellular component (GO): plasma membrane
Molecular function (GO): guanyl-nucleotide exchange factor activity
Source: RefSeq, a predicted model, not a curated record
CGGUCGCGGUGGCACCGCCGCAUCCAGUCGGGGCGACUGCUCGAGCGGGGGAUGAUGACAACGACGGUCGUGAUGGAAGUCUGGUGUGGAGAAACGGACAAUUUCUUCUCAUCCCAGCCGACGACGUCGCGUUGUUUUCGGAUGACAUCGUGAGGAGACAAAUAAACAAUAUCGCUCGCAUUUAGCCGCCUAGCCAGCUAACGUCAAGCUAUCUCUUUAGCUCCACGGCUGCCUCUGUCACCCCCACCAUCCGCCCCGUUUCGGUGCUUUUCUCCCCCCGCCAUGUGGAGACAUGCUGGCGGCGACGAGAACAUUUCUAGACCGUAGCUGUCGAUUAGCAGCACGGCUAAGUUAACAAGCUCGUUUUCUCUUUUGAAACCCCCUCUUCGUCUUUUUUUCCUUAUUCUCUCGAAGAGGAUGCUAACCGAGGGGAGCGACUGACGACUGGUCGACUUCGGUGCACCUCAUCACGCUCAUGAAGGUCAUGACAGCGAGAGAAUGAUCAUGCUGGAAAAACAGGUAAAGUGGGACAUUCUGUCCUUAGAAGCACACCUGCACCGAGCGCUCAUUUGCAUGCUGCUAAUUGGGCUAAUUAGCAUAACCUGUGACCGCUGAGAUGGUCCAUUUAUAGAUUAUAUUUCAAAUUACGUUAUCGUUGUCCAAAUUUGUUGUCCAAACGAAUUUUGUGCAACGUUUUUCACCUAAACUAAUGUGUUGUGUGGAUUGAGUCUUCUACAUUGCAAAAAAAAUAACGCAGUAAUAUCCAAUUGAAGGGGUUGUUGGUUGUUAAUACAUAAAUAAACAAUACGUUAUAUGUGUCCCACUAAUCCAAACACGGUACUUUGAUUUCUUCUCGUUUAUAUUUCCCAUUCGUGGAUUAGACCCCUAAAAUGUUUUAUCAAAAGCUGUUUUGUAAUUGUGGGUAAUAUAGUUUAAUAUUACAGUGAAAUUGCGUAAUAUUUAUUUAAUGGUAUAACAAACAGAAUAAUACAUCAAUCUCUGUGGAAGAUUAUAGACGUCACGUGACCAAACGUGGAAAACAUGUUGAUAUAAUUUUGCAAUAAACUAUGACAAAUGGUUCGGGUAAUUUCUCGUUUUGAAUUUGAGGCAUUUACUUGGAUAAUCCCUGGAAUUUCAGUGUGAGUUUAUUGGUGGACACAGUGUAUUCAACUGAAACAAAAUAGAGAAGGGAUUUCCUGAGAAAUGGAUGAAACAGAAAAGAAUGAGGAAAUAUGUUGAGAAAUUUUCAAUUUUUAGUCCUUAAACUGUGGAUAUGGAAUUUGUUGGUCUUUUGUUUUUCUUACAGAAUUGGGAAAUGUACAGUAUAUGGUAAAUGGUGUUAUACUUGUAUAGCGCUUUUCCACCUUUCAAGGCUCUCAAAGCGGUUUACACUACAUCACCAUAAUGAAACAUGGUGACACCAGUCAUAAAUCUUUUUCAGACCAUCAAAGCUGAUCUGGAUUUUUGUAUGUAAUAUUUCCACAAGGAGCCAGCAAUUGGUGACAAUAAUUUAUGGUUUAAAUGGUCAUCUUUGAGUCAUGAUCCGUUGGGCUAUCUUUCCAUAGUUCAGCAUGCAUGUGGUUAGCGAAUUGUCGGGUUGUUCUGUAAAAAAAAAAAAAAAAAAAAAACCUGGUGGGUGCUCACGUGAAAGCAGCAUGUUCUUUCCACAUUCAGGAGUGACGCGUAGCAAUUAGGCAUGUGCCCGUAUGAUAUUUUGAUGGUAUGAUAACCUUAAGCCAAAAUAUCACGGUAUCACGGUAUUGCAAUUACGGCUCUAAAAUGGUUCACUUGGGAUAUCUGGGUUUAAAAGAAGAAAAAAAACUUGUUUUUUCCCAUUAAACAGGAUUUUUAUUAUUCAAAACAUUAGCAAAUUGGAACAUAAGUAUAAAAUUAAGUUAAAAUAAAUUAAAAAAAUAACAAUAUAUUCAAACUAAAAUUAAAAUAAAUGCAUUCAUUUAGGUCAGCCCAAACCCACAGCCACAGCUCAAGAUUAUUACCAUCAGAACAAAAUAACUGAAUUAUUUUCCUUAAAAAGCAAGUAUGUAUGACUCGCAUCAUGUCUACAUUAUACACACUCUUUCUCAACACAGACACUUGCCAGAGGGGAAAAAGCGUUUCACCACCACUAGACACACUAUACACGCUGGAGUUAACUCUCGUAACUGGUGGGAAACGUUCAUGGCAGUGUUUACUAACCUUUAAUUUUGAAUAAAUGCGAAAUCAUAUUGGAGGUAUUGCCUCCUCGGCAGUCACCCACCGCAAACAUGUUUUACAUGUCGGUUGGCCCCUCCUCCUCCAAGCCGCGGCCGUCUGUAACUUUUCUGUAGCCGAAGUAUUCCCAUACCAACGAUUUCAUUUUCUUUCAUGGUGGGAAAAAGUUCAGGAGUUUCACCUCCUUCAGCCACCGUGUAGCCCUAACUAGACUUAAUGACACUGAGUAACAACUGGUGGGGGAGGGUUGAGCCUUACUGCUGCAAGCGAGGGAUUUCUCCAUGCAGUUUUGGGACAUUAAAAAAUAGCUAAUACCUUAGGGAUGGUAUGACAGAAAAUUUUUGCGGUGUUGAACCCUUGACCACAGUAUACACUACCUUGAAACCGGUAAUCGGCACAUAUCUAGUAGCAGUACUCAUUAAAAUCCUCCUGUAUCAUCCAAGUUGCGUGUAAAUAGCCACUUGAUCAAUAGCAAUAGAAAAAAGGUUUGAUGAAAGUUUUCUGCGAAUAAACAAACACUUGUGGCCACUACAGGCUGAAGGCUGGGAUGAAGAGAGCGCAUGCCUUCUACUAGCUAACUCCUAAACAACAGGCAACAAUGGGUCUGCAAAUAAUUAAUCAGCUCUGAUCCAAAAAUUCAGGCUUCAAGGAUAUAUGCAUAUAAAUCAUCAGAAUAUACCUACCAAAAUGAAUUGUGAUCCAUCCACAAAUAAUUUUUAAAAAAUCAAAGUGUAUACAUCAACAACAACAUGAGCUUUGCCUUGACGGGUGUUCAGCCUGUAAAAAAAAAAAAAAAAAAAAAAGUAACAAAAAGGCUUUGGGAGCUGGCCGCUCGCAAAGAGAGUCAGAGACCCCAACAUGGUGGCGUGAUUUGUAGGUCGUCUCCUCCUAUUUAGUGGUUACGAUAGUCAAUGAAAAUAUGUUCUGUUUGGCAUCAUCCUAGGUCAAACUAUAGCCGGCCAACCAGCGGUUGCCCAAUGGCUCAGUUUUUUAUUGGCCUUUAGCAAAUUAUGAAAAUAUUGAAUAUGACCUAUCACAAGAAGCUUAAGUUCAGCCAGCAUUCAGUUGCACUUCUCAUUUUAAACACUAGAUGGAGCUAGUCACUUAAGCAUUGUCCCUUCGUUAGCUCAGGGGUCAGACCCUAGAAACAUGUUGCAAUAAAGCUAGGAGACUAUAAAAUUUGAGUUAGUGAAUGAGACCAGUAAUAGCAGAGUAGUCCUCAUGAGUCACAUUUUCAUAUGUUUAUGUAUAUCUAUCUAUCUAUCUAUCUAUCUAUCUAUCUAUCUAUCUAUCUAUCUAUCUAUCUAUCUAUCUAUCUAUCUAUCUAUCUAUCUAUCUAUCUAUCUAUCUAUCUAUCUAUCUAUCUAUCUAUCUAUCUAUCUAUCUAUCUAUCUAUCUAUCUAUCUAUCUAUCUAUAUAAAAAAUGUAAAAGGUUUGCUGUAAUAAACAAUAAGGUAGAUCAACAUAAAAACAUUUAAAUAAAACUAAAAUUAAGACAAUUCAUUGGUACCUGGGCCGACUUGACUUGCACUAUAUUCAGCCUUUGUGAUUGGCUGCAUUGGUGUAAAAAGUUGCGAUGGCAUUUGCACUGUCGCCAUUGGCCUGUCAGUGAGCGCACAGGAUGUGGUUCCUGCGGCUCCUUGUUGCCAUGACGACAGCAUUCAUGUGCGGGACAUCCUCGGCUAUGUGGCUAUCAUCAUUAGCACAUGAAUGGUAGUUCAAUGGCCGCUUUGUUCACUGCGCGCUGGCGUCAAACAUGGCCGCCCACCGCCGGCAUUCGCUGCCAAGUGAAAGCAAAGGGUGGGAUGGCUGGCGACCAAUCGCAUCCAUCAGAUCAGUGGGUGUAAAAAAAACUUGCAUAUCAGAGUUUGAAACAUUACCUUAAUUGUUACUUUGAAACGUUAACUCAAAACUGAUUGUUGAAACCCAGGCAUCGGGAAAGUAAUUUAGGUGUAAAAUAGGGUGUCAGUCAUUUUGAUUAUUUAGGUGCACAAAGGCCUGCUUUUACUACUACUUCCCACACUACAGCAAGGUGAAAAAUAAACUAAAUUUAGUAACUACAUUGUUUUAAACUCAUUUUUACACUUGGACGAUGCUUUAAAAUGUAAAAAUAAUCCCAAUUUUCAUGAUGGGUUAAAAAUAGCCGUGACGUUACGUCUAUUACUUCCAUGGUGCUGCAUGUAAACAGGAAGCAGACCACUCCACUAUCACUGCUUUGGUGCCAUGGCAACACCGAAGACACUUUUGUGAGAGCACAACAUUCCAGCAGGUGUCUGACAGUGUGAAAGGGAGGCAGAGGAAAAGAAAAUAAGAAAUGGGGAUUGAGGAAUAGAAAAGGAGAGCAAGAAAGAAGGAGGGCAGGGUGCAGAAGUGGGUAGAAUAUCCAAAAAUAUUAUUUAAAUAAGAGAAGCAUUACUUCAAAAUAAUAUUAUUCAUGUAAAAGUGAUCAUCCAUAAAAUUUUCUCAAAUAAAGUAUUUUUUGAAAAGUACACUCACGUAAUGAGUAAUAUUGUAACUACUUACAAUGUUUGAUAUUGUUUUAAACUAUUGUUUUUAUCUUUUUUAAGCACAACAUCAUCUCUAUGAACUGUUAUUAUUAUACUGUUGUAUAACCCAGCGUUUUUCAACCGGUGUGCCGCGAGAGAUUGUCAGGUGUGCCGCGAGAAAUUAUCCAAUGUGUUUUUUGUUGUUGUUGUUGUUGUUUUUUUUUUUUUACGUCUUCGAGCAGAGUUGCAGUAGGACGGAAGGAAGAAAGGAGUAGGUAGAAAGUUCUCGGUCGUGUGCAGAUGAGUGAGGUAUUGCUCAUGUUGCGUUCAAGAACUGCUCGGAUUUCUAGCCAUCAGCGACCUUGCUGUCCGCGACAAUGUGGAGCCUAGCAUGUCUGCUGCACAUCAUUUGGUUAGACACGUCAUGUGUCAAUAUACUCGAAAGUGUCCUUCGUAUUUUAUCCGUAUGUGACGACCGUCAAUCCUCCCCCUGUGUUUUAUUCCAACACAUUGUUGAGGACUGCAAGGUGGCUAAUAGCUAGAAAUCCGAACAGUUCUUGAAUGCGACUCAAGCAGCUAUCCAAUCGCGCCAUGGUGUCAAGCAAGCUUAAACGUCAUCUUCAAACGAAAAACCUGUUGCUUUAAAACAAUUCGAUGGACUAUUUUGUUCGCGUUUGUGAAAACACAGACGUUUUUCAGAAUAACUACAAAGGUAAAUGAGAAAGCCCUCAAAGACAGUUACCUUGUUGCUAAAUCCAAAAAGUCCCACACUGUAACAGAGACAUUAAUACUACCUGUCUGCAAAACCAUUGUCUGUGAGAUGCUCAGCCCUGAUGCGGUUAAAGACAUUGCUCAAGUCCUGCUGUCUGAUAAUUCUGAGCUUUCUCAAGCCUAACUGCUAUAAAAAUAAAAAAAAAAAAAUAAAUAAAAACAGAGAAAGACUAAUAGCUUUUGAAGAAUAAGGAUAUCAUCUUUGUGUUCGUCUAAACAGGCUCAAGUUUCACACUGAGUAAGUAUACAUACUGAGAAAUUAUUAUAUAAUUAAAUAUACUGUACAGAAAAUAAUUUUGGUAUAUUUUUGGUUUGUGGUGUGCCCCGAGAUUUUUUCCAAUGUAAAAACGUGCCUUGACUCAAAAAAGGUUGAAAAACACUGGUAUAACCUGUUACUUGAUCACACUAGACCAAAAAUACACACAAAUCCUCGAAUUCCUUCUAGAAAAUCUACAGAAAUGAAACAUCACCCAUCCAAAAAGCAUGACUGCCCUCUAGUGAAGAAAACAUUUCCUACCAUGAAAUGAAAAUGAUAAUAUCUCAGUUUUUUUCGGGAUCUAUCCGUGCUAAAUAAAACGUAGAGAGAGCUUGGAACCCGUGCUUUUGAGUCAUGUUGACGGCAGUUUGAAAGUUAUUUUUUACGGUGCUUUAAAGAAAAAAUCUUGUGUGUGGUCAUGUGACUUAUUUUACAUCUAAUAAGAUAGCGUAAUAAUGAAAUGGUAGAAGGAGUCGUGAUUAUUGUUGCAACGUCUAAUUGGGGAAACUUAUAGAGCCACUGCGCUGGCAAAAAUAAAGUCAAAUUUAAUCUGUAGUGCAGGGGUCCCCAACCUUUUUUGCACCACGGACCGGUGUGAUUUGGGCCUUUUUUUCACGGGCUGGCAAUGUGCGGCAGAAAAAUACAGCAAAUAUAAAAUAACACGACGGGGCUAAAAACAAAAGUUAAGUGCAGGGAAAAUAUAACUCACCCGCUGAAUCAGUGGGAGGCCUGAGCUUGUUUCGUUGAGACAAGAUGGUCCCAUAUUGGUGUGAUUGGAGACCGUGAGACAGUGUUCCUUACGUCUAGUCUGCUCCGUAACUUUGUCUUGGUUGCUGUCAUUGCAGAGAAGCCCGCUUCACAAAGAUAUGAUGCUGGAAAUUGUAGCAAGGUUUUCAGUACUCUCGUAGCGAUGUCAGGAUAUUCCGGAAUGACAUUAAUCCAGAACCUCGGUAGAGUUGUUGUGUCAAAUGUAUGUUUAUGGCCGCCGUCAUUUGCGAUCUCUACAAGCUGAUCCUCCUGUUGCACAGACAUGCUCGAAUCACUCGGUUUAUUCACAAACGGGUCACGAAUCCACUCCUUCGCAGUUCGUGGGCUACAUAUUAUGCAGAGCGGACUUGGCGCCUGACAGUCACCUGUUGCGACAAACCUAUAUUUUAGGUAAGAUUCUUGGUAUUGUCUGUUAAAAGAUGAUUUUGUUUUCUUCGAGGAUGUAGGCUCAUCUUCUGGCUCUUCAGAUGCCCUUUUCCCCGUAAAAAAUUUGUCCAAAGACGUCUGUUUUUAAGUCGUCUUCGCUAGAGUGGGGGCUAAUUAUUUCCGGGAACAAAUGUGAUGCCCCCGACCUACGGCCUACAUCAUACGUUAUUAUCGUGGACGAGCACACAUAGAUAUAAAAAACAAGAUGUACUGCUAGCAGUCCCAUGGAUUUCGAUGAUGACAUUCUAUCCAGUUGUCAUAUUAUAUCUAGAGUAGACAGGGAUUUUGGUGUGUUAAGGGGCACAGGCCGAAGUUAAUUCGGUCAGAAUGCAGUCGUUAAUCAAUUAUUUUGAUAUUUCUGUGCGGCCCGGUAGCAAAUGCGCCAUGGACCGGUGCCGGUCCGCGGCCCGGCGGUUGGGGACCCCUGAUGUAGCGUUAAGAGGAAAAAUAUAAUGACUUUAGUUUAGCACAAAGUAGCGGAUCAAGAGUACCGUUUCUUCUUUACAAAUAUACUAAAGUAAAGGUAAAAUGUAUGGUGUGGCAGAAGUACUGUGAGGAGUACGUUUUUGUCCAAAAGUUACUUAAGUAAAUUUAACAGAGUAAAUGUAACGCGUUACUACCCACCUCUUGAAGGGAGUGUGAAAGAACAAAACAAAGAGUGAGAUACAAGGAAAGAGAGAAAGAUACUGAGAGACAAAGGGAGCGAGAGGGGAAAGGGAAGAGCGUGAGAAAGGGAGAAAUGAAAAGAGUGGACAGUAGAGAGUGCAAAAUAGAAGGAGGAAGGGAGAAAAGAGUAAUCGGGAGGGAUUGAGAAAGAGUAAAACAGUGCGAUGAGAAAGGGUGAGAUAUAUAAAAGGGAGUGGUGAAAAGGGAUAAGGUGAGUAGAAAGCAACUACAUAGAUGGGGGAGAGAGCAAAAAAGAGGGUGACGGGAGAAAAUGACUGGGGAAAGCUAACGGAAGAGGGAGGAAGAGGUGAGAGAGGGAAAAAGUAAGGGAGAGAGGGAUGGAAUAAAGAGAGGAGGGAACGUGAUUGAUGGAAUGAGAAGAGGAUGACGAGAGAAGAGGGAAGUGAAAAAGGGUUGUAAAAAGGAGCUUGAAGGCAGGAAAUAGAGGAGAGUGGGAAGAAGAGGAAGGAUGAGAAUGAGAGGGAAGUAGACUGAGAGGAAGAGGGGAGUCGCAGAUCUGCAAAGCCCCUCACCCCCAAGCCCGCCGCCAACAAUCUAUCAUUGACCGUCUGAGACAGCGUGGACGUAAAAGUGGAUUGCGCUAGUGCAGGAUGAAGGCAACACUUGGACGAGCGGGACCAGUGGGCCAGGACUAGGGUGGGGUUGACGCAAAAACAACAUGGAGGAGAGCUUCAAUGUGCUGCGAGCAUUGGCGCAACAGCCCGCCACCAUGAUGGGCACCUUAGACCUGCCCAUAUACCUUUUGGACCACCUGAGCUCGACGCAGGAGAUUGGCGAGGAGGUAGAAGAUGACGCCAUCUUCACAAUCACGCUGCGUAAAGUGCAACUGCACCACUCGUCCAGCAAAGGGCAGCGUUGGCUGGGCGUGGAGACGGAUGCCGCCCUCAGCCUGUACGAGACGUGUAAGGUGCGCACCAUCAAGGCAGGGACCCUGGAGAGGCUGGUGGAGUAUAUGGUCACAGCCUUCAAGGGCAAAGACUCCACCUACGUCACCAUCUUCCUCUGCACUUACCGAUCCUUCGCCACAGCCAAGCAGGUGCUUGACCUGCUGCUAAACAGGUAUGCAAGGCUCCAGAAUGUCCCGGCAGCAACUGCGCAUCGUGUCUGCCCAGAUGACAGCACUGAGCUCAGAAACACGGUGUCAUCCAUCUUGGGUGCAUGGCUGGACCAGUAUUCAGAGGACUUCUGGACUCCUCCGGGCUACGACUGCCUUCACCAGCUUUUGUCUUACCUUCAUCUUCAUUUCCCCGGUUCUGACCUGGAACGUCGCGCCCGCAACCUGUUGGCGCAUUUUCACAGGCGGCAGCAAUGUGAACCUGAAACAGACGGCGAACACUUGGGCUGCCCUUUCGCCACGCAGGAGGAGAGCGGCUUUGAGGAUGAGCUGCCCACCUUCAGCUUUCUGUCCUUCGACCCUAUCAUGGUGGCCGAACAGUUCACACUAAUGGACGCGGACCUGUUCAAGAAGGUGGUCCCAUACCACUGCCUGGGGGGCAUCUGGUCCCAGCGCGACAAGAAGGGCAAAGAGCACCUGGCGCCCACCAUACGUGCCACAGUGGCCCAGUUCAACUCAGUCACCAACUGCGUUAUUAGCACCAGCCUCAGCAACACUGCGCUUAAACACAACCAGAGGGCCAGACUCCUAGAGCGCUGGAUCGACGUGGCUCGGGAGUGUCGUAUCCUGAAGAAUUUCUCAUCCCUGCGAGCCAUCCUCUCUGCAUUGCAGUGCAACGCCGUCCACCGCCUGAAACGAGCCUGGGAGGAAGUGUCUCGGGAGAGUUUCCGCACCUUCCGCGAGCUUUCCGAGAUCUUCUCAGACGACAACAACUAUUCACUCAGCCGGGAGCUGCUAGUAAAGGAGGGAACGUCUAAGUUUGCCACUCUGGAGAUGAAUCCCAAACGAGCUCAGAGGAGACACCAGCAGCAGAGAGACCUGGGAGUGAUGCAGGGCACCAUUCCGUACUUGGGGACUUUCCUUACAGACCUGGUCAUGAUGGACACGGCUAUGAAGGACUACACAGAGGGUGGUCUGAUCAAUUUUGAGAAGAGGCGAAAGGAGUUUGAGGUGAUCGCACAGAUCAAACUGCUGCAGUUGGCAUCCAACAACUACAGUUUCACGCAGGACGCACACUUUCGCGAGUGGUUCACUUCCACGGAGAAGCUCAGCGAAGCCGAGAGCUACCAGCUGUCGUGCGACAUCGAGCCGCUCUCCGAGUCGGCCAGCAAUACGUUGCGAGCCAAGAAGAACGGAGGCAUCAUGAAACGAUGGAGCGACCGUCAGCUGGCAGAGGGCUCAUCUGGUUGUGUGGCAACUGGAAGCGGCGGGGCCGUAGGUUCCCACUCAAAGUCCUUCGAUCACGCCCACUUCCGACCAUACCAAGGUGGCGGUGACAGUGGCGACGCCCUCAGCGUCACCUCUGUCAGCUCCAGCGGCUCCGACCUGGAGGACGUCAACACCAGCUUCUUGUCGGACUCGCCCGAGGGUCAUGAGAGGAAGACGUCGACGCCUACGGUGAAACUGUCUGUUUCGGCGCUGGGGAGAGAAGUGCCGGCUGCGGAUGCAACAUCGACGUUCUGGGAGUGCACGUCGCUGUCAUCUCUGGACACAUCGGGCAUGGGCUCCAGCUCUGGCUCGGCGUCGGGUUCCAGCACGGCGUCGUCCUCUUCAGUAUCGUCAUCUGCGGCGCUGUCACUGUCCCUGUCGGCGUCACGCUCGCACAAGCGUUCAGUGUCGGCCGUUUCAAAUUACUCCACGCUGUCGCUGCCCCUCUACAACCAGCAGGUGGAUGACUGCUGCAUCAUACGUGUCAGCCUUGAUGUUGAGAACGGAAACAUGUACAAGAGCAUACUGGUGACCAGUCAGGACAAGACGCCGGCCGUCAUCCGCAAGGCGAUGAUUAAACACAAUCUGGAACGGGAGAAGACAGAAGAUUAUGAGCUGGUCCAGAAAAUCUCGGAGGAUAAAGAGCUUCGCAUCCCCGACAACGCCAAUGUUUUCUAUGCCAUGAACUCCAGCGCCAACUACGACUUUGUACUUAAGAAGCGCGGCCCGGCUCGGCCCGUGCGCACCAAGGCUGUGGCCAGCUCCACGCUGCCCCGCAUGAAACAGAAAGGACUGAAGAUAGCCAAAGGGAUUUUCUGAGGGCGGCUGGAACUGAUAACGUCACCUGGAGCACCUUAGCACUUAGUUUGGCCUCGAGAAGCUCGGGACCAAGUCACCUCCGUGUUUACAAAAGGCAACCAGCAAAGUUGUCGCACUUUGGGAUUUUUGUAAGCGUCCCAGCCCAUAGUUUUGACACGCAGUCAAACGGACGUCGUGCCGUGGGCAGGAUUGGAUUUUUUUGUUUGCUUUUUUACAGAAUCCAGGGGACCAUCUGGAUGCCCAUUGUGUUGACACAUGGUCAAACAGACGUUGUUCCAUGGGUAUGCUCUGGAUGUUCCUAAUGAUCAUUGUGUUGACACAUGGUCAAAACAGAAGUUGUCUGUGGGCAAGAUCCAGAUGUGCUGGAUGGAUUUUUUUUUUCUUACUGUGUCCUGGAAAUGUUGUGGAAGCUCAUCGUGUUGGCAAACAGUCCAACAGAUGCGCUGUGCAUAGGAUCCCUGUGUUCCUGGCAGAUACUUACUCAAAUGGCACUUAAUGGGAUGAUCCAACAUGUAUAUACAUCAGCUCUAUAGUGUGUGUAUUUUUUUGCUUUGUAUAUAUAUACAUAUAUAUAUAUUUCUUUUUUUUUUUGCUUUGAUGAUUGGUGCUGCUUAUUAUCUCAUUCAGGAGGUCCUAUGAUUUCAUUUCACACGAAAACUCUAUGAACAAUUUAAAGACCACUCGGACGGUUUUUGAACGGGAAUUUUUGACGCAGACUUCAGCCUUCAAUUGUAGUUGCGAAAACGUGUCUUUUUUGUUGUUGUUGUUUUUUUCUACUCAUGACUGCACUUUUGGAGAAAAGCACCAGUGCUCAGCAUAAAUGAUGACGAGCAACAAUUCAUAUGUCGCUUUGUCAAUCUCAAAAUGUUAUCCUUAAUAUGGAUGAUGAUCACACUUGGAAAAGUACUUUUGGCCUUAAAAGAUGACUUAUAAUAUCAAAACAUUUAUAUGCAAGUUGGUGACAUAUUUCUCUCACAGAUAGAAUGACAAGACUACAAUUUUUUUUCUUGAGAGAAAAAAAAAACUCUAGAAAAGAUAUGAAUAAUCCUUUCAUUUAUAUCAAGUUUUGCUUUAAAAUGUGAGGUGAAAAAAGGCAACUAUUUUAAGAUUUUGUUUUCUUCAUAAAUAUAACCUAAGUCUCAUAAAUUUAAGACUUUUUUCCACCUACAAUUACGAAAUUGUUUUCCCUAAAAACACACACAAAAAAAAAAACACUGGUCAUUUUAUUUAUGGAAUUUAUAACCUUAUAUUAUUUUUCUUUUCAGCAAAGAAAAUACUUUAAUGUCCCGUUAAGAUUUUGUUCUUUAAAAAUAAUGCCAUUCAUUUUUUUUCUUUGAGAAACUCUCGAACCACUUUUUUCUAAUCAUAAAAUGUCUUAACCCUUGAAGCGCCAAAGUCUGUAAUUGCGGCAAGCAACAUUGCUGACUAAAUUUAACAAGCCAGAGCUUGUUGGCUACCACUUUGCACCAAAAGAUGGCAGAAAACGUAAGAACAGUGUUUGCAUCAAUACAACACAUUUUCUGUUUACAAAAUUAUAAUUUGUAUCAUGGCAGAUGUCUGCCAUCUUUUUAUGCAAAGUACUAACUACAUGAGGUACCAUAUUUGCAGUUUGCAGUGAUUUUCGUUGUAUUACAAUAUUUUUCACAGGGGACAAGACUUUUUCAUCUGUUGGCGUGUCGUCAUUUAUGCUGAGCAAUGUUAGUAAAGGUUUACCUUUUGAAAUGAAUGAGAUUGGGUUAAUCAAUGAUGAAAGCGACGUGGUUGAAUUCUUCCAAAAAAGAAACACUAUGGAAAUAUACUUGCGUCUUAAGAUUGGCUUCAAAACAUGAAGGGAGGAUUGGAGUCAGCACUACUGGAGUGAAUAAGAGGAUUACAAGAUUCUGACUUUUUUCUCCGAAUUCUGGCUUUGAAGUAACAAUUCAGACUUUCUGACUUUUUUCUCGGGAAUCUGACUUUAUCCCCAGAAUUCUACGGAAGAGGAUUAGGGCAGCUGAACCAAAAACAAUGUGAGCAAGAAUUUGACUUUAUUCUCUGAAUUCUGAAUGAGGAAUCUUUGGAAAAAAUGCCAGAACUUGAAUCUCAGAAUUCUGACUCGAUCCUCGGAAAUCCGACUUUACUCUCAUUCUGAGAAUAAAGUCAGAAAUCGAAAGAGGAUUGGGACUUUAUUCUCAGAAUUCUACAUAAGAGGAUUAGGACCACUGAAGAAGACAAAAUGUUGACAAUAAUCUUUCUUUAAAAUCCUGAGAAUAACGUUAGAAUUUUGCCUACUUUUUGUUUUUCUUCAGUGGCGCUCGUCCGUAAAAUGGCCUGAGCAACACAAGGUUGUUUUGUUUGUCGACACUGCCACUAAAGAAAAUGUUUGCCUGAUACCACUGCCGACAUUUUGCCUUGUUUCCCUUUUUUUUUCUUGCAACACACAUGAAAUCCAAAUGGCGAUGGAGUCACUGUGAGCUUCGUGUCGAGCACUGUGAACAAUGUGUCUUGGUAGAUGUGUUGAGCAGAGACAAGUUGCCAAACAAGUGAUUUGCCUUUUGUGCUGAGAACAAACUAGUUUUUUUGUUUUUUUAAAGAAAAAAUUGUGACUUGACACACAGUACUAACUUGUAUCUCUUAGACAAACCAAUGGUAACCUUAAAAUACAGCUCUUGAAGCAUUGAGAAGCUUCACAAGACAUUUUUGAGAUAUUGACAUUUUACUUGUACACAACUCUAGAAAUGACAUCACAACCAUUUAACAUGACACUUAACAUGUAACUAGGGCUGCAGUUAUUGAGUAAGGAAUCAAUCUGUUGAUUAAGUAGGUCUAUUAAUUGAGUCAUCGGAUGACAAACAUUUAAUGCACUGCAGAAUCAUUUUAGGAAACAAGUAAUAGCUUAAGUAAAUCUUAAGUUGAACAAAAGAAUAUUUUCUGAAUUUAUCAUACAAAAACCAGUUAUUGAUUUGCUACUGUUUAUGUCUGCUGUCUUUUGCCCAAAAAACAAAACAAAAAAAAAACCCUCAGGCAGCCACAGAUCAUAAAUUAUUUUAAUAUGCCUGUUCAUUCCUCACUAUGAAUGUGACAGUCUUCAGCUUGACAGCAAACAUAAUAGCCGUUAUCAUAUAUGUCCAAAAAGGAGUAGGACGAAGCAUUAAUUCUUUUAACAAAUCAUUCAAACACAUCCACAAAAACUGCUAAAUAUACCUCUAAACUAAAAAUUACGAAUGCACAAACAAAGACGUAUGUUGGCCAUAACGGGGAGCAGCUUGAGUCAGCCAUGUCAGAUGAGAGUUGCGUCAUAUUCACUUGCCAACAGAGGGCAAUGUAUCCUCCUAAAUCAUUAUAAUAAUACAACACUUUGAAAACAAACCAUUAUGAUAGCUCAUGACGUGGCACCCGACAUCUUGCUUUACAUGAUGCGAAUUUAGUCACAGUGUUCCUCCGCCACACGUGACGCGUCAUUUGACAUGUUACAUCUGCUCAUACAAGGGAAGUCCUUUUUCGUAAUUGCAGAAAUCCUUCAGUUGUGGGCGCUAGAGAUCAUUGCAAGAUUGACGCAGAUAAGUGGGGCAAACGGGGAAAUGCAUUUCACAUGCAUUAUUGAUUGUUACAGUUGUCAUUAAAUCCUGUCUUGUCGUAUUUUUGUAUAAGGUUUGUUGUGUUAAAACCAAAUUUGUGAAGAAAAAAAAAAUCCCCACCAAAACCAGAAAAAAUCGCAAAAAUGCAACCCCCCCCCAAAAAUCCAAAACAGCACUAAAUGCAAUAAAACCAGUGAAAACGGCUACCCCUCUUGCAAAAAAACAGAAAAAACCCAAAACUGCAGAAAACCGCAUCCACAACAAACCUAGAAAAAACUAACAACCCCCCCCCCCAAUUUGGCACAACUGUGAAUUUCUUGUAUGCAUCCCCACAAAGCCGAAAAACAAAAAUGCGCACACAAAACCCCCUACAAAACCAGAAAAAAACCCACAAAAAUCCUCAAUAAUCAUGGCACAUUUAAAGAAAAAUGAAAAGCUGCACCAAAUGGCAAAAAACUGCAAAAACAACAACAAAAAACAGCCAAAACACAAAACUGUGGGGAAAGAAAUUGUCAUAACUACAAAAAACUGCAAAAAAAACCCCACAAAACCCCUCCAAAAUUUGGCAAAACCGCAAUUUUUUCCAUGUAUCCCAACAAUCCCCCAAAACGGUAGGAAUAAACUCCUAAAACAAACCCCAAAGUUGGCAAAAAAAACCUUGUAAAAUAAUGCAAAUUAAAAAAUACGUAUAAUAGUAACCCCCAAAAUAAAACAAAAAAAAUUUACCAAUAAAUUGAUAAUCUAUUUGAUAUUUGAGUUUUAGUCAUCAUAGGGCACUCAUUAGCUGCCAUUGAAGGCAUUAGACGUCCAGUUCAUGUUGACUGGAAGGGGCGAAUGAACGCGGGCGUUGAUUCGCCCCGACCAGUUGUCAUGGAUUAAACGUCUAGUGCCGUCAAUGGCAGCGAGUGACUUGGCAAGGACGUGAUGCUGCCAAAUUUCUAGGAACCAAGGUUGAGCAAAGCAUCCCCAGGCAAUUUAUCCAGAAAUAGCAUAUUCUAGUUAUUGAAAUACAUUUUCACUGAAAACUUCAUUAUAAAUAUGACAUCCGAGUCACACUUCACAUCAAGUGUCACUUAAUUUUAUUUCAUUUUUUUGAGGUCGAGAUUGAACAAACUUAUUCUAGUGAUUUCUUUCUAUUUUAGUUUUUACACCUGAACAAAUAGCUGCCAUUUUUCCCCACAUGUGCAGCGGGAUAAAGCACAUUUUGCUUUAGCCGCAAUGCAGGAUUUCCAUGCAUUAGUUAUCUGUCAAUUCCUGAUGCAAAACUGCGUGUUUGUGUGUUAUGAGAAGAAAAGGCUAAUUGUUUUUCUCUGUGCAGCUGCUCAUUUUGUGGUGUGUGUGUGUGUUGUUUGUAGUCAUGUUGACAUGAGUUUACUGUGGUGCUUUGAGCCCGUGUGUGUGUUUUCGUUGCCAUCCGCUGUGGUCAGAUGCCAUUUUUCCACUUUGAACUAAAAGACUGACAAACUGACAUUUUCUAAGUCUCUUCUUUUACUACUUUUGUCCUUCUAGCAACACAGAGGAUACAAAAAUUUACUUCGCUGAUGUUUAUUUAUUGAUUUGUAUGUACAGUUUUUUGGGGGGGCGGGAGGCAUUGUACAUUCCCUUUUCUUGGUUAUAGAUUAAUAUAUUAAUGUAUAUAUGAA